Athene cunicularia (burrowing owl) is the source of this 3518-nucleotide messenger RNA. It is a transcript of the gene GPATCH2L, whose product is annotated as G-patch domain containing 2 like. NCBI's taxonomy places the organism in Eukaryota, Metazoa, Chordata, Aves, Strigiformes, Strigidae. Bases 469 to 1908 code for a protein of 479 amino acids. The transcript has 10 exons. The record is from RefSeq and is a predicted model, not a curated record.
GUGGAAGGGGUGGGAUUUUUUUUGGCAGUAGGAGUUAGGGCUCGGUCUCAUACACCCUGUUCUAAGGAGCACAGGGUCCCAUGCGCCUUGUUUUGCUGUUGAAGUGAUGCCGGUUUGCAAACUACCUGUUUUACUGUCUGUUUUACUCUCAGAUUUGCUGUUUGUCUACUUUUUGCCAAGCAGGCUAACCCUUCCCUGUGGCUUACUGACACCAGAUAGCGGAACUCGUUGCAGGCUCUGAUACCCUUAAGAUGUGUGAUACAACAUGCUGCUUCAAUGCAAAAGAUGCAACCUUAAGGCCUUUUCAGACACAGAGCACUUGACCCAACUGCUACAGUUGCGAGAUCUCUGCUACGAGGGUUAGAAGAGGGAUUUAACCCUUGUAAAAGGAAGGUGUGAGUGUUAGCCCUAGAAGCGGCAGUUGUCCUGCAUUGGGUUCUCCCAGGCAACUCCAGAUAAGCAUUGCCAAUGGAUGAACUGGUGCAUGACUUGGCCUCAGCCUUAGAGCAGACUUCAGAGCAAAACAAGCUGGAGGAGCUAUGGGAAGAGAUGGCCCUAAGCCCACGGCAGCAGCGGCGUCAGCUUCGCAAGAGACGGGGUCGUAAACGACGCUCAGACUUCACGCAUCAGGCAGAGCACGCCUGCUGCUACAGCGAGGCCUCAGAGUCAAGCUUGGACGAAGCUGCCAAGGAUUGCCGUGAGGUGCUGACAGCCAAUUUCAGUGACUCUGAUGACAUGGCAGUGGUCAAACGACACCCAGCUCUCAGUGCCACCCUGAGGAGCAAGCAACACUCAUGGCAUGAGUCAGACUCCUUUACAGAGAACGCGCCCUGUCGACCUCUCAGGCGCCGACGGAAAGUCAAACGUGUGACAUCAGAGGUGGCCGCCAGUCUCCAGCAGAAGCUCAGGGUGUCAGAGUGGAACUACGAGAGGGGCUGCAGGUUCAAGUCAGCCAAGAAACAGCGUCUUUCACGCUGGAAAGAAAAUACCCCUUGGACAUCAUCCAGUCAUGGCCUUUGUGAAUCAGGAGAAAACAGGCCCUUCCUUAGCAAAGGGGGAAGGAAGGAGCGGAUGGAGUGUGAUGCUGAUGAACAGAAACAGGGUUCUGAUGAAAACAUGUCAGAAUGUGAAACCAGCAGUGUAUGCAGCAGCAGCGAUACUGGCCUGUUUACCAAUGAUGAGGGCCGCCAAGGAGAUGAUGAGCAAAGUGAUUGGUUUUAUGAAGGAGAAUGUGUUCCAGGAUUCACUGUCCCCAACCUUCUUCCCAAGUGGGGAGCUGACCACCGAUCUGAAGUGGAGCGGAUUGACUCAGGCCUGGACAAGCUCUCAGAUUCCACCUUCCUUUUGCCCUCGCGGCCAGCACAGAGAGGAUUUCAUGCUCGCCUGAAUCGCCUUCCAGGAGCUGCUGCACGUUGUCUCCGAAAAGGCCGGAGGAGGCUUGUUGGCAAGGAGACCUCCAUGAGCACUCUGGGCACCGAAAGGCUAGGUCAUAUUGUUAGUGAUCCGCGCCAGAAAGAUUUUUGGUUACUAUCCAUGGGGAAGAGAGAUCGCAACCAGUUCAAUCCAUUAUCUCCUCUGUACUCUCUGGAUGUGCUUGCUGAUGCUUCCCACCGAAGAUGCUCACCAGCACACUGCACUGCCAGGCAAGCAAAUCUACACCUGGGACCACCAUGUUCAAGGGACAUCAAGAGGAAACGAAAGCCACCUGCAGCCUCCAUGUCCAGCCCAACAUCAGCAACUUUAUCUGUCCCCAUGGAUGCAGCAGAGUCAGAGCUACCAGCAACACCAUCUCUGAGAUCCCAGAACUCUGAGUGGACAGGGAAAACACCAGCAGUCGAGAAAGCAACUAUUGCUGCCUCCAGUAACUUUUUUAAAAUGCCACCAGAGAAGAGUCCUGGAUACAGCUAAAACGAAGUAUUGCAACUGUAAAAGCUUUCUGGAUUUCAGAAGUGUUUGACUGGUGUGUGUCUUCCCCAAAUAUCUUGUUUGGCAGUAGUGACAUCUUCAGUAUUGGUGCAUGAUGUGUGCCAUCAUCCAGGCUGAUCUGCGUGCCCCACAUACCUAAACCAUGUUUGUGAAUCUGUUUUAAAAAAGGUAAUCAGUGUUGGGACCGCAGUAGCUUUUAAAAAUGUUCUUGCUAUUGAUGUAUUUAUUAUGCAUUCAUCUCCUUCCCUGAUGCCAGCUCAUAUGUGCUGGGUCAUGUACAGUUUCUUUUGGGUCUUCAGAUCCUUCUUCACUCCUGGAUAUGUUGCUUGUUUGUGAUUUGGCAUUUUUUGGAUGAAAGUCCCACUACUGCUCAGGGAGGCAAAAGUCUCCCCCUGCUUUCUUCUAGGCCAGGAGGAUUUCUUGGCUGGGGAAUGAGAAGGGAAUGCAAAUAGGUUGAAAUAUGAAACCUGAAUUCUGUAUUAGCAGAAUGUUUGCAGGCCAUGUGCUACUGGACUCAAAUCAUGUUGCUUCUAGUGAAGCAAAUAUGGUGCUUGUCCAUUCAGAAAUUGCCAUUGGCUCACUGGCAGCAUGGUCUGUUAGACCUUUUCCUUCUCCUUUGUUCUGAAUGUCUUUAGUCUUGCUUGUGUAUUGCAUGUUUUUUCCUAAAUGUCCUACUGGAUAAGGAUUUAGGAGAACUACUUGGACAUAAAUGUGCAAGCUGGUGUCCUGGGAGGGAACCUGGGUCCUUGAAUAUCCUUGGAGUAUGGUAGAAGAUAUACAAAACUUCCAUUUCUCGGUAUAUAAAUUAAAAAAUUACUGUUAGUAUUUCUAAAUGAUGCUUGCUGUUGAAGUUAAUGUGCCAUUGAACAAAAAAGCCAUUUAAAGUAUCACCUGAGUUCAGAGCAUUCUGGAUAUUGAUCGGACUGCUUCUGUCUCAUGUUUUCUGUCCCUUCAAAAAGUAUUGUCUGCUGUAUCUAUUGGAGGUGUCUCCACCUACUGAUAAUUGUAUUUUACUCCGCAUCAUACACAAAAGAGAUUCUCUUCAUAGCACUUCCAAUUAGUCCCUUGUUACUUUCUGUGUUGCAGAAUAUAUGGAUAAUGAUUUAUUCCCUCUCUUUUCUUGAAUUCUUGAUCACACUCCACUUACUUUUCUUGAAUUAUUCUGGAGCUUAUUUUGGGUUAUAUUUUUAGAAUAUAUACCUGCUUAGCAUAUGUCAAGGAACAGGUGGCCUCAUGUCUUAAGUCCUUUAAAAAUAGGAUAUAUUUGUAUGCAUAGAACUCUUUUUGCUUUCCUCACCAGGUGGAACUUUCAGACAGGUCUGCUUAAGCUUGUAAAAUUCAUUUUGAAUGUGAAGGUGCAGUUAGCACUCUUAAGCAGGUAACAAAAUUUACAUGUUUUUAGUGGUUUUGCGGUGUUCUGCUCUUCUUAUAAAUGCUGAGGGACAAAUUUGAUUAUGAGGAUAUAAAGCAGUGAUUUAUAUUUAACUCUGUAUUAAAAUGUUAAAUGGUCAUAACAUACACAAAACAAAAAUUGAAUGACUCACUAAAUCAUGAUUGACAAAUACAGUUAUAUUACAGACAUGCUGUCCGUG